Messenger RNA from Dictyostelium discoideum AX4, 1101 nucleotides. RefSeq names its product alpha/beta hydrolase fold-1 domain-containing protein. The transcript has a single exon. The coding region runs from base 1 to 1101 and encodes 366 amino acids. NCBI's taxonomy places the organism in Eukaryota, Evosea, Eumycetozoa, Dictyosteliales, Dictyosteliaceae. The record is from RefSeq and is a predicted model, not a curated record.
AUGGAAAAAAUAAAUCAAACUCCAAAAAAGCAUAAAAUUAUUGAACCGAAUAGAAAAGGUUAUUCAAUUGUUGGCAAAAAUACUGGUAAACCAAAUAAAAUUUAUUUUGAAACAUUUGGUAAUGGUCCAAAGAAAAUUUUAUUUAUUACUGGAUUUUUAUCAUCAUCUAAAGGUUGGUGUAAACAAAUUGAUUAUUUCACAAAUAAAAAGGAUCAAUAUGAAAUUUGUGUUUUUGAUAAUAGAGGUAUUGGAAAAUCAAAUAUUGAUUCAAAAUAUUCAUAUAAUUUUUCAACAAAAUCUAUGGCAAUGGAUGCAAUUGAUCUGUUGGAAGACACAUUAAAAUGGGAUAAAGUUCAUAUUUGUGGCUUGUCAAUGGGUGGUAUGGCAUCAAUUCAUCUAUCUUCAAUUAUACCUGAAAAAGUACAAUCUCUAGUUAUUGCAUGUGUUCCAAAUGGAUAUUUUUUACCAUUCUUUUCAAUGGGUGUAUUCAAUUAUAUCCGUGCUUUUUUCUUCACAUUUAAUGAAAAGAAAAAGGCAAGAAUAUUUCAAUCAUUAAUGUACUCUGAUAAUUAUUUAGAUGAGAAAACCAAUGGAUCAGAUGAGACUAGAAGUGAACAAAUGUUUAAAAAGAAUUCAACCGGAUUUAAAGAUGAUGGUCCUUCUUUUUUAACUAUUUUGGGUCACCAAAUUGGUUACAUUACCAAUAGAUUCUCAAAGAAAUCAUUGGAAGUUAUUAAAAAAUAUUCAAUUCCAACCAUUGUAAUAAAUUCUAAAAAAGAUUCGUUGGUCACUAUUGAUAUUACAAAAAAACAAAUUGUUAAUCCAUUGAAGCCAUUAAAUUUUCAUGUUAUUGAAGGUGGUCAUUUAAGUCAACUUGAAAAUCCAACUUUUUUUAAUAAAUUAGUUGAAAAUCAUGUUGAUAAACAUUCAAAUUGGGAUCAUUCAACUUUUUUUCAAGUUGAAAAACAACAAUUUCAACGUCAAUCAUUUAUGACACAAAAUAUAUUAUACUCAAAGAACUAUUUAUCAUCAAAUACAUUAUCAUCAUCAUUUUUAAAUUGUAAUACAUUAAGAUCUUUUUUCAAUAAAAUUAAAGUUUAA